This is a messenger RNA of Knipowitschia caucasica, 990 nucleotides long. The record is from the annotation of a GenBank genome assembly. Lineage: Eukaryota; Metazoa; Chordata; Actinopteri; Gobiiformes; Gobiidae.
AUGGCCUCCUGUCCGGCCUCCUUCCACAGCAAAGUGACCGGGGUGUUGGAGCUGCUAGCCCGGGCCGCGGUGCUGGAGAUCGGGAAGCUGUGGCAGGAUGGGGUCGUGCUGUUCCAUGCCGAGCUCCGCAGAAGAGACGCGGAGAUCGAAGCGUUAAACACUCGGAUCCUGGAGCUGCAGAGCGGGCAGAGAGCGAGCCACAGCCGCGGUGUGCUGUCCGCUGGGUCCCAGACGGAGCCCGGCGGACAGAGGCUGAGGACCGAUGGAGAAGGUCCUGUGAUACACUCCUUCCAGAGUUUGUCUUUUGAGCCGCAAAUUCAAGACCAAAACGACAUUUCAACCAAUCAGAAAUCCCCGUCUCCUCCUCCCAAACCGGACAGCGACCAGGAAGACUCUGUGGUGAAGCUGGAGCACGAGGACGACAUCCAGAUUGUGGAGAAACCGGAUCAGGAUCGAACCGAGGGCCAAGGCUGGAGACCGACCCCCCACGAAGACCCCUGCUUUCUCGAUACACAACAACAUUUAGAGUCUGAGAUUCUACUGAUUAGAAACGCGUUAGACAUUUUCGAGCGUUCUCCAGAGCGGAACAACGGAUUCGUGAAAGAUUUGGGAACGGAAAGUCAAAACAUCGGCACAAACGCACAACCUGAGUUUAGCUUCACCAUCUGUAACAGUUUAGAGAAGCCGAGCAACAACUCAAACACUGAUGCUUUUGCGUUUGGCGACGGAGAAGCUAGCAAGGCUAACCGCCGCGUCAGAGAGCGGUGGUUCAUCUGCGCCUUCUGCGGGAAAAGCUUCGACCGCAUCAGUCAUCUGGAAAUCCACCGCCGCAUCCACACGGGGGAGAAGCCGUUCACCUGCGACGCCUGCGGCAAGAGUUUCUCACAAAGAAGCAACUUACGAACUCACCAGAGGAUGCACAAGAACGCACAAAGCGGGCCAUGCCAAACUGCUGAUGUGUCCUUAGGCAAGACACUUCCCCCACAUUAG